GCCGCGGCCACAGCAUCGGUUGAGGGAAGAAGGAUCAGCACUAACUAGCAGACUUGUCUGUAGAGAAAGAAGAGAGAUGAUGUAUUAAUGUUUUAAAGCUUCAUACAAGGAUUAUACGUAGGCCUAUUUACUGUAAAAGCUAUUCAUACAGUUUUCCACUGGAAGUCUCGAAGAAGAAGAAAAACUCUUGUGUGAGAAGAAGACCUUUCAUAUCUAUGGAAGAGAGUGCCAAACACUUUGGACAGGGGCUGUAGAUGUCUUCUGUGUAUGCUUUGUGGUUAUGAACUUCAGUGGGUUUUGAGCGCAAGAGACUCGUCGCUUUAAAUCUCAAACACUGAGGAAAAGUCCUGAAGAUGAAGGGAGCAAUGGCAGCACUUCAACUCUGUUUGUAUACCUUGGCCGUAAAGGUGGCGUUUGGUAAGGUCUGUACCAGCGAGCAGUUUACAAAAACAGGAGAAUGUUACAGCAUGUGUGCUGCGGGCACUGGUUUGGCAAACAGCUAUGGUCAGGAAGACACCAAGUGUCAGCCGUGUCAAGAUGGUGUGUCGUUCUCAGACUCUGAGAGUCUUUUAGCCUGUCGUCUGUGCGCCCGCUGCCCCUUCGGUAUUCCUGAACUGGCACGCUGCACGCCCACUCAGGAUACCCAGUGUGAUUGCGGUGAACGUUUCUUCCUGUGGCGGGAUGGUAACAGCACAAGUGGGCUGUGCGCGGCCUGUAGCAUGUGUGGGCAUGGAAGCGGAGUGGUUCGGGCCUGUGGGCCGCUGGGAAAUACCGUAUGUGAGCGGUGUAAACCAGGGACUUACUCAAAGGAGAGGAGUGACAGGAAACCCUGCGUGCCCUGCUCACGCUGUAGUGAUGACGAGGUGGAGAUCAGACCCUGCCAGCCGGACUCUGACACUGUCUGCAUGGUAAAAGAUCUCAACAUCCUGUCCCGUCCAUCUGGUUCUGAUGGUCCGCGUGAAUACCCCCGAUGGCCGACUCUGAAUGAGGAAACCGAGAACAGGAGCAGCCCAGCACCAGGGUCUGAAUCCCCUCGACUCACUCCACAGGACCAAGGGGGUAACAACAACAACAUCCUUGUCUACGUGUCUGUACUGGCUGCAGUGGUGCUCGGCCUCCUGCUCUACGUUGCCUACAAAUGCUGGAAGUCAUGUCAGCAGAAGCAGGCUCUGGUGAAAGCACGGGUUGGCGAGUUGAAUAAUGUCGGGGAAGGAGAGAAAUUACACAGCGACAGUGGCGUGUUCCUGGACUCUCACAGCCUUCAGGAAAGCCAGCCUAGCAAAGGCAGUAAACGAGACAGCAAACAGGACACGCGGCUUUAUGUGAACCUGCCGCCCCACAGGAAGGAUGAGGUACAGGGGCUUCUCGCAGAGGGGGACAAUCGAAGCUGGAGGCAGCUGGCAGCCGCACUUGGUUACGAACAGGACCGCGUGGACGUCUUUGGACGGGGCCAGGACCCUAUCCACACCCUCUUAACUGAUUGGGCCCAACAGGAAGGCUCCACAUUGGGUCUGCUCUGCUCCGCUCUCGCACGCAUUGAACGGCCGGACAUCAUCAGCGCCCUCACCGCCCCCUCUCAAGGAGUGUCAGUGGUCUGAAUACUUGAAUAUGUUUCUUACGCCCUCAUGAAAGUGAAAGAGACACUAAAACCAUAGAGGAAGAGCGUCAACUGACUCAUUUUCGAAUGCCUUGCACUAAGACUUUGAAGAGCAGAAUUGGAAAUAAGGUUUUUAAUUCAACAUAAUGUUUCCCUUACGAAUUUUGUUUCAACAGCUUGAGAUGUUCCAUCACCUCAGAACAUUUUCUGCUCAAGACAGAUGUUUCCUCCAGUAUUCAUGGGAAGUUUAUGCUCCAUACUAUCCUCUUUGUAGUGUCAAAACAAACUCUUGUUUUCUCCGAGACACAUUCAUGCUGAACAUUUUCAUUGUCAGUGUUUUGGGUGGUUGUGGCUUCAGCUGUGGUUGGUAUCAAAGACGUGGACAUUUCGUGAACAUUUCUGCGGCCUCGUGAAUGACAGUUUUCCAUUUGUGCGGAACGCAAGCAUCAUGCAUGCGAUUCAAUCGUGCUUUUGUAUUUAUAUUUCAGCGCUUCAGCCGUUUAAACUGUCAAUACCGAAGCUAGAUAGAGUAUUUAGCUUUUAUCAAGGGCAACAUAACACUGUGAGGUGUUUUAUGGUUUCCAGAGAGGAAAACCACUAAAUGGGCUGCACGAGUGACUUGUAUAUUUGGAAAUAUACAGAUACACGGUCAAGUUGCCUGAGCGAAUGAUUCUCUUUGACAAAAAAUGUGUCUCAUUCACACUAGUGCUUGGUUUGCACUUUAACCAACAAUGCAACCUAAAAGCAAUGUUAUGUUUUUGUGAGUUAUAUGAGAGGAAAACUCUCUGGUGCCUUUACUUUGAAUGCUCAGGUUUGUGCUUUGCUGGUUUACUCUACCAUGUAUGUAUUUUAAGGUCAUUCUGUAUGUUAGUGCGUAGUUAUAGAUGAGACUUGAUGGUUUCUGUGCUGAGAUGCUUUUCAUGUUAAUAACAUUCAUGUUAUGUAUCUAUCACUUAUGGUUGUCCUUUUUAAUAAUGAAAGAUUGAUUUAUAGGUAUCUUUUGUAUUUAAAAAAAUAAAAUAAAAAUAAAUAAUACAUUGUGUGAGAAAAGAAAUAGUAUUUUAUGACCCUGAGGAUUUAUAAUGGUGCAGUGUUAUAAUGAAAACAAGAUCUGAACUUGGAAUUACAGAAAAUAUCUUGCAUUUCAAAAGCCUUUUCUGCACCAUUAACCCAAACAGUCAAAUCUGGAGCCGCUGGGUCUGAUUACGCUCUUGUUGUUGUCUUGAAGCAGAAUGCUCUAAAAAAAGAGCUUUAAAACCAUAGCAAAAGGUGAA
Messenger RNA from Sinocyclocheilus rhinocerous, 2871 nucleotides. Its product is annotated as tumor necrosis factor receptor superfamily member 16-like. The record is from RefSeq and is a predicted model, not a curated record. NCBI's taxonomy places the organism in Eukaryota, Metazoa, Chordata, Actinopteri, Cypriniformes, Cyprinidae. Gene Ontology annotation, molecular function: death receptor activity; nerve growth factor binding; coreceptor activity. The coding region runs from base 354 to 1598 and encodes 414 amino acids. The transcript is spliced from 6 exons. Gene Ontology annotation, cellular component: cell surface; plasma membrane. Gene Ontology annotation, biological process: Rho protein signal transduction.